GUCUCCAGCCGUGAAACAUGGGUGACCGUUACAACAUCCACAGCCAACUAGAACACUUGCAGUCCAAGUAUAUCGGCACCGGCCACGCCGACACCAACAAGUGGGAAUGGAUGACCAACCAGCACAGAGACAGUUACGCUUCCUAUCUCGGCCAUCACGACACUCUCAAUUACUUUGCCUUAGCGGAAAAUGAAGCUCGAGCCCGUGUGCGGUUCAACAUAAUGGAGCGUAUGUUACAGCCAUGCGGUCCACCUGCGAAGCGUGCAGAAGAUUAGAACACAUUUUUCAUAUCUGUUCAUCAUCAAAGUACACAUUGAGCUUGGACGUUGAGUCUCAUUCAGAUCAUCAUUGAUCACAUAGAAUGAAGGAACCUUGUUUCACAAUGUACUGACUAUUGAGCAUGCUGAAAGGUCAUCAGACGUGUUGUGUAUUCUGUCAGCAUGUGGCAGGAUGUGUCUUGAUAUAAAAACUUCAAGAAAUGUAAUAAAUUUCACAAUCUGAAUUAAA
Molecule: messenger RNA, 507 nt
Organism: Haliotis rufescens (red abalone)
Lineage: Eukaryota; Metazoa; Mollusca; Gastropoda; Lepetellida; Haliotidae
Product: splicing factor 3B subunit 5
Exons: 1
Coding region: 18-275 (85 amino acids)
Biological process (GO): mRNA splicing, via spliceosome
Cellular component (GO): precatalytic spliceosome; U2 snRNP
Source: RefSeq, a predicted model, not a curated record